Messenger RNA from Aspergillus ochraceoroseus IBT 24754, 1049 nucleotides. Its product is annotated as DUF952 domain-containing protein. The coding region runs from base 232 to 633 and encodes 133 amino acids. The record is from RefSeq and is a predicted model, not a curated record. The transcript has 3 exons. Lineage: Eukaryota; Fungi; Ascomycota; Eurotiomycetes; Eurotiales; Aspergillaceae.
CUUACUAGGGUCUCCUCCAUAUGUAAGUACGGAGUACGGAGCACGGAGUACCAUCCCAAUGCACCUGAACCAGGCCACAAACAUCAUCCCGCCUUGGCAACUGUCUAUGUACUCCGUACCUACGUAGGCUCUCACUAAACUUACAAACACACACCUCCCAACCUCUCUCUCUCUCUUCCUCCUUCUUUCUCAUCACCCAUCUGGACCUUAAUUCUCGCUCAGAUCUCCAAGAUGGCUGAUAGUGAGCCCAUCUAUCUCUACAAGCUUAUCCCGUCCACAUCACCUGUGCGGGAACCUCUUCCCGAGCGCCUUCCGGUCAGUGAGAUCGACCAGCAGUCGGGAUUUGUUCACCUUUCCACAUCAUUACAGGUUCCCAAUACUCUGAAAAUUUUCUUCAAGGAUGAGCCUCUUGUUUAUAUACUGAGGAUACCAUAUGAGAAUGUAGCCCAGGAUAUCCGAUGGGAAUCCCCCGAGGGCCACGUGUGUGGUUCACGACCAACGGAGGGGUUAUUUCCGCAUUUAUACAACGGCCUCAAGCUUGGUAGAGACGAGGUAGAGAGCAUUGGUGUAUGGACCAACGAUCAUGGAUGGGAGAAAUCCCUCGCUCAGGCAAAGCCAUGGCUUCUAUAUUGACAAAAUCUGUGCCUUUCACAGCUAUUCAACUAAGCUGUGAAUAUGUAUAUAUAUUUCCAGUGUACACUGAGUACUGGUUAUGCUACAAAUAUUCUUUUACUAUUAGUGUCUCUUUCCGCCAUCGUCAUGGUGUUGCAAUCCCCCAUAUCGAAUGCACACUAGAUCUGGAAGUAACCAUACAUACUAAGUUUCUCCCCCAUGGUACAGGUUACAAACCAAAUUUCAAUUCUCUCUCUCGUUCCUGGGGUUUAGACGGGGUAGACUCUACUUCAACAGACAUAGUAGUGUUAAGCCAAGGAUAGUACUGAAAUUGGGAUGCUGGUCGCACGUGCGAAGUACCUGCAGUAAAUUAAGCUCCAGCCUGCAGAGCAAAAACCAGGACAAGGACAAGACUUCUCAUGAUGGUUAGAAUCAAA